Somion occarium is the source of this 2399-nucleotide messenger RNA. The record is from the annotation of a GenBank genome assembly. NCBI's taxonomy places the organism in Eukaryota, Fungi, Basidiomycota, Agaricomycetes, Polyporales, Cerrenaceae.
CGUGGCACUGGCCACAUUAACUUGAACUUGAACGUCUAUGUGGCCUUCAAUUCGGUCACUAUCCCUUAGACAUUCCCCCGCCUAGACUUGUUCUUUAUUGUAUAUUAUGAUGCGCAAGGACCCUUUACGAGCGAUGGCGAAACGACGAGAUGCUGCGAACGCAGCUCUCGCAAGUCUGGCCUUGAACGGGACUGAUCACUCUGUGAAGAAGAAACGCGAGGGGAAAGAGCAGAGUGUCGUUGGACCCACCGUGCUCUCUGCGAUAGACUUGACCUUUAUUUUGGGACUGGUCUUUGGAGGCUGCUGCUCCACCGUCUGGGCCUUUGAAUACCUCCUUAAGAUCGACCCUCGCAUGGGUACUACCCUGACGUUCUCCCAAAUGCUCUUCGUCACUCUCACAACCCUCCCCUCUUUCCUCACAUGGACUCGACCAUUUCGUUUCCUUCCUCCAAUACCGCAAUUAAAAGCCCGCCAAGUACCGCUCAUACAGUGGGUCCUCCAAGUAGUAGUCCUAAUCACUGGGUCUCUGCUCAAUAACUGGGCCUUUGCUUUCCAUGUGCCACUCACACUGCAGAUCGUGUUUCGUUCUGCUGGUCUCGCGGUGUCGAUGUUAUUUGGCUAUCUCUUCAUGAGUAAACGUUAUUCGGGAAUUCAAGUGGCGGCUGUUCUCCUUGUAACUGCUGGAGUCGUCUUGGCGACUCUAUCUCGCCCCGAGGCAUCAAAAGAGGAGAAUCUUGAAUACGAUCCGGAUGAAUAUGCGCAAGGAAUAUCCAUGCUCGUCUUAUCCCUGUUCCUUACCGGCACUCUCGGAAUUCUUCAAGAAAAGACAUUCAAGAAACACGGACCGUGUUGGCGGGAAAGUGUCUUCUACACACACUUUCUAUCUCUUCCAUUCUUCCUCAUGCUCAUACCUCAGGUUAAACUUGGAUACAGCAGUUUAGCCGCCGCCGCAUACCGCCGCACGCCAACCUUUAAUCAAUCAGGUUCUGCUUCGUGGUCUCUUGAAGACUUCAUAUCUCAACAUACUCCAUAUUUCGCCCUGGCGGCGAAUCUAGUAGCCCAGCUCAUCUGCGUCUCGGGUGUCAACCAGCUCACUUCCGUGCGUCUUCUCCAGCUCCUUUUAAUUUCAGUCUAUGCAAAGUAUACUGAGAUCGUUGCCUUGCCAGUCUGUUUCUUCAGUGUCAACGAACCUGGUACUCACCAUCCGCAAGGCCCUAAGCCUUUGUUUCAGUGUAUGGUGGUUCGGCAACGAAUGGAACGCAGAGCUAGGAGUUGGCGCGGGAAUGGUGUUCCUUGGCUCGAUGCUUUAUACCACCGUUAGCUCCGAUACCUCAAGUAGAACCAAGGAUACGAAGGAGAAAGCGGAAUAGAUACACGUACUCAUACUUUAUCUUUCAAGGCGGACAUGCGACUGAACAGGUCGUAAGACAGAGUCGUACCCUGACUCACGUGGAGUGUUUAUUGACAACUAACAGCAACGAAGAGCCACCCUGAUUAACGUUUGCAUGCUUGAUUUUAGCAUCGUGUCACGGUCAUGAUGAGAGGGUAGAAGCGUAUAUCGAUAUAUAGCUAAAGACCCCUAGGACAGAAUAGGUAUGGUGAGUCCUGAGGAGAUCACUAGAACCAACCUCAAACCUCCCAAAUUCAUAGCACGCUUCCAUCUUAUUUUCAAUCAAAGCUUCGCUAACUGCGAGUAAAAGACAGUCACCUGCAUCUCAGACGCAAUGAGAUACACCGUCAAAAAGUAGUCCUAUCCAUGAUGUAUCAUGUAACCAUUGACAGAAAACGAGACAGGUCGAAAAUUGAAGAGAAAAACAAAAAGGAGAGUGGAAACCGAUACACAUGACGUCGAGGCGGCGCGAGUAAUUACCAGAGUUUGCUGUAGAUAUUACGAAUAAAUGGACACAUCGGCAAAGUGAAUGAGGAGCGAGAGAGAACGAUGAUACGAUGCUAAGUGCGAGAUAUAGACGUCGAGGGGAGGGGAAGUGGGGAGUGUGGGUGGGUAUAACGAUAUAGCGACAGAGCGAUACACGAAGGGGGGAUAUAUAGUUUGUAACGUCCAAACUCCCUUGAAUGCGCCAACCGGACCCGACACCCCAGACCCCCGUAUGUAAGGAGAGUACAAGCAUACUAGAAAGCGACGAUCAGGAAGACGAGAAGAACCAAUAUGCGCGAGGGAAGGGGGGGGAUGGGAAAGAAUGUGUUACCGCGUUAAGCGAGAGCACGGAGAAUACCAUGAGAAAAUGAGGUGGUGACGGGGAAGCAUAGGUAGGCAACGACGAAGCGGGUGGGUAAGAAGGCCGUAAGGGUGGUAUCGAAUGCGGAGGAAGAGGGUGUUGGGAUUAGGAUAUAACAAGGGUGUAAAGCCAUGCAAGGAUAUCUGUGGAAUGGUACCGACC